Messenger RNA from Cinclus cinclus, 952 nucleotides. RefSeq names its product F11 receptor (gene F11R). Lineage: Eukaryota; Metazoa; Chordata; Aves; Passeriformes; Cinclidae. The record is from RefSeq and is a predicted model, not a curated record. The transcript is spliced from 10 exons. Gene Ontology annotation, cellular component: bicellular tight junction. Gene Ontology annotation, biological process: cell adhesion; intestinal absorption; establishment of endothelial intestinal barrier. The coding region runs from base 1 to 921 and encodes 306 amino acids.
AUGGCGAAACUGGACAGAAACUGGACAGAAACUGGGCAGGGCGGGAGGUGCCCGGACGGGAUUUUCCGGCUCCCGGGAGCGGUGACCGUGCCCGGGGCUCCCGCCACGCUGGCCACAGCCCAGGUGACCUCGGAGAACAAGGAAGUGCCGGAGCACAAACCCGUGGACAUUCCGUGCGCCGCGUUCCGCUCGGGGGGCAGCAACCCCCGCAUCGAGUGGAAGUUCCAGAGGGGCUCAUCCCUGGGACUCAUCUACUACGGGGGGGAGCUCACAGAGCCGUACCGGAACCGUGUCCAGUUCUCGCGCACGUCCAUCCGGUUCCAGUCGGUGACACGGGAGGACAGCGGGAAGUACAUCUGUGAGGUGGUGGGGGAUGGCAACCAGAUCGCCAAGUCCGAGGUCAACCUCAUUGUCCAAGUUCCCCCCGGGAAGCCGCUGGCCCACGUUCCCAGCUCUGCCACCGUGGGUGCCCGGGCCGUGCUGCGCUGCUCGGAGGAUCAGGGCUCGCCCCCGCCCACGUUCCGCUGGUACAAGGACGGCACGGAGCUGCCGCAGGACCCCAAAUCCAGCCCGGCCUUCCGCAACUCCUCCUACAGCCUGGAUCCCAGCACGGGGGAGCUGGUUUUUGAGCCAGUGGGGGGUUGGGACACGGGUGAUUAUCACUGCGAGGCCUCCAACAACGUCGGGACCCCCCAAAAAUCCAACGUGUUCCGCAUGGAAGCCAGUGAGGUGAACGUGGGUGGGAUCGUGGCUGCCGUGGUGCUGCUGCUCCUGGUCCUGGCGCUCGCCGGAUUCGGGAUCUGGUUCGCCUACAGCCGCGGCUACUUCAGCAGUGAUGCCGGCGGGAAGAAGGUGAUUUACAGCCAGCCCUCGAGGCGCAGCGAGAGCGAGUUCAAGCAAACCUCCUCGUUCCUGGUGUGACGUCACUCCCGCCCCCUCGGACACUUUUUCC